Messenger RNA from Cryptotermes secundus, 3689 nucleotides. It is a transcript of the gene Sec63, whose product is annotated as translocation protein SEC63 homolog. The coding region runs from base 104 to 2380 and encodes 758 amino acids. The transcript has 16 exons. The record is from RefSeq and is a predicted model, not a curated record. NCBI's taxonomy places the organism in Eukaryota, Metazoa, Arthropoda, Insecta, Blattodea, Kalotermitidae. Gene Ontology annotation, molecular function: RNA binding; transmembrane protein transporter activity. Gene Ontology annotation, cellular component: Sec62/Sec63 complex. Gene Ontology annotation, biological process: SRP-dependent cotranslational protein targeting to membrane; post-translational protein targeting to endoplasmic reticulum membrane.
AGAUGUGGGCACAAGAGGGAAAUGUAAUUGGUUGUGGUGACACGUCGAUGGGUCGAAUUUGUGGUUCAAAUCAUAUUUAGCAAUAAUAUUUUGUUAAAUUAAUAUGGGAGGACAAAAGUUUCAAUACGAUGAGAGUGGAGGAACAUUCUUUUAUUUUCUCCUCUCAUUUCUUGCUCUGCUUUUAAUUCCAGGGACGUAUUAUUGGUGGCCACGUAAAAUAAAACAAGUAACAGUGUUAAAUGAAUGUCAUUGUGGAGACUGCAAAAAGAAGAAGCUCCUACUUCAGUCCAAUGAACCAUGGAAAGGAACCAAGCAACUGUUUAUUAAACUGCUCAUCAUUUCUGGAUGGAUGAUCUUGAUUCUUCUCGCUUAUAAAGUUUCCCAGUUUGAUUAUGAAUAUGCUAAUUUUGACCCAUAUGAAAUUCUUGGGGUACCUUUGGGCUCAUCACAAGCUGACAUUAAAAAGUCAUACAGGAAGCUUUCACUCAUUCUCCAUCCUGAUAAAGAAACUGGAAAUGAAAAGGCUUUUAUGAAACUUACAAAAGCAUACCAAGCCUUAACAGAUGAUGAAGCUCGUCGUAACUGGGAAAAAUAUGGAAACCCGGAUGGACCUGGUGCAAUGAGCUUUGGAAUAGCCUUACCAUCAUGGAUUGUGGAGAAGGAGAAUUCUGUGUGGGUUUUGGGUCUCUAUGCCCUGGUGUUUAUGGUUGCAUUACCUACGGUUGUUGGAAUGUGGUGGUACAAGUCUAUUCGCUAUUCUGGAGAUCAGGUGCUGCUGGAUACCACACAAAUGUACUAUUAUUUCUUCCAUAAAACUCCAUCCAUGGCUCUGAAAAGAGUGAUCAUGAUUCUUGCUGCUUCUCUUGAGUUUGAGAAAAAACACAAUGGAGAAAUUGUAGAGAGGUCAACAGACAAUGAGGAGGUUCCACAUCUAAUUAAGCAGAUUCCCAACUUAAGUGAGAAGAAUCGAGAGCGCCCACUCUGUUUCACGUACUCCAUCAAGGCGCGUGCCUUAUUACACGCUCAUCUCAAUCGUAUCCCUUUAAAUCCUGAGACACUGGACAAGGACCGGCAGUACAUAGUGAAGAAAUGCCCGUAUUUGAUCCAAGAGAUGGUGAACUGUGUUUCACAGCUCAUUUUACUGGCAUAUGCUCGAAGAAUUCUUCGUUUACCCAACAUUGAGACAAUAGAAAAUUGCAUGAAAUUGUGUCCGAUGAUAGUUCAGGGAAUGUGGGAGUAUAAGAGUCCUCUUUUGCAGUUACCUCACAUCACAGAAGAAAAUCUAAAAUAUUUCUCAUCCAAGAAGCGACACAUAAAGAGCAUUCAGCAGUUCGUACAAUUAACACAUGCAGAACGGCGGCAUAUAUUGCGAAACUUGUCUGAUGAACAAUAUGAAGAUGUAAUGAACGUUGUUAGCAAGAUGCCACACAUUGACUUCCAGGUCCGUUCAGAAGUUAUUGAUGAUGAAAAUCCGACAGUCUACACUGCUGGUGCCAUUGUCACAGUAACAGUUACUUUAGUAAGAUACACCUUGAGUGUUGUGCUUGGAGAGGACACUUUAUCUGAUGCAAUUAAACCACAGGACACAUCUAAUUUCAGUAAAGGCGAUGAAGAAGAAGAGGAUGACAAAAAGGAGGAGCUGGUAAAUGCAAAGAAACCAGUCUGGCAGAAACAACAGAAAAAGGGUAAGAAGGGAGGAAAGAAGAAUACAAAAAACCAAAAACCAGUUGGCAGGACAGUAGCAGCUAAGAAGAGUGAGGAUAAGUCAUCAAAUGUGGCAGAGACUGCACCCAGUAAGCAAGAAGUGAGCAAAAAGGCAGCUCCAGAUACAGGGGAUGAAAGUGAAGGGUCAGAAGAUGAUGCUGAUCAUUCAGACGAUGAUGAAAAUCAGCACAGUCAAGGAGAGAGGACAUCAGCUGAUGAUGAUGAUACAGAAUGGGAGAAACUUCAGAGACGACUAUCAAAACGUGAGAAGGCAUUAGAGGGCAAAAGGAAACAGUCUCAUAGUGUGCACUGCCCAUCCUUUCCUGAGGACAAACAGGAAUACUGGUGGGUCUACAUAAGUGACCGGAAGAGUCGGACACUUUUAACAUCUCCAUACCAUGUAACUGCAUUGGUACAUGAAGAAGAGGUGCAACUCAGGUUCACCGCUCCUCGCUGGCCUGGUGUCUACACGUUCACCGUCUGCCUCCGCUCUGAUUCGUACCUGGGUUUUGACCAAACACAUGACAUUAAGCUGGAUGUGAAGGAGGCUCCUGAAGUGCCUACAGCACACCCUCAGUGGGAUAUGUUGGAUGAUGAAGAAGAGGAACCGGAAGCAGAUGGCAGUGAUGUCUCAGAAUUCACCACAGAUGAAGAUGUUGAGGAUGAACAGGACUGAAAAUAGUUCUCUUUAGAAUGACCUAAAAAUGGAAGACAGAUUUAGCUUCCUAAUGGACAGCUUCAAAGCAUUAUGGUUCUCACGUGCAAUAUUUACAGUUUUUGGUUAAUGAUUUUGAUUCAUUGCACUGUUUAAACACUUUUUUGACGUUACGUUUUGAUGGAUUUGGGAUUGUCACUGUGUAGUCCUGUGAAAGUGAACUGAUGUUUCAGAGGAACAUAUUGCCUUCAUAUUUAGGGUCACAUGUUAAGCCAAGCAAGAAACCAGCGUGACAGGCAAAAUGUUUAUCUGAAAUGUUGAUUGACUUCCAACAGACUACAUGGUGUUAUAUCUCAGGAGAUAGAACACCUUAUGUUAUAUUAGGUGUCAUGCCCUGCCAUGUGAUGAGUUGCAGUAGGUAAUUAAACAAGUUUUAGUAUUCUAGUGGGCCAGGUACUGUAGUGUAAAGGAUGAAAUGCUACUCUAUUUUGUUAUACCAUUUAUGCCACUGCAUAUUUCAAACAUUUUUAUAAUUUGAAAGGGGUGGAGAAAAGUAUUUUGCAGCUUACUGUACAUUUGUCUCAAAUUGCAUACACUGCCUUAUUUAAUUGAAACUGUACACCCUGAAUAUGGAGGUGCUAUGUUCUUCCGAAACGUUGGUUGACUUUCAGUGGACUACACUGCGUUAUAUCCCAGAAAACAGUACUCUUCAGUGUACUGACUGACUCUUCAAACAAUAGGUCUGUUAGUAUACCUCUUGUAUGUUCAGAAUUUCUGGAGCUGCAAAAAGGGAAAGUUCUGGACGGGUAUAUACUGUGUCAGAAAGCAUAUGGACAUGAAUUCAUUUUUCUUAUUGAAUUUCUCCUACAGUUCCUUCAUGUGCAAGUGUGAUUUGGGUGAAAAAUUUUUGAUGUAUAUCUCUGUUGAUUUAAAUGUAUCUCUUGCUUUCUGAGUACACAUUUCUUAGUAAGUGGCUGCCUAGAGGGACUUUGGUGGUUGUAUUAUUGGUGUCUUUAUUUGUUCUAGCCAGGUGCCUGUCUUUUGUGUACCAUACACAAGCAGCAAUUCUAGCAAGGGUAAUGACUCGAUAUAUGUGGCCUGGCUGAGGGUAGCUGGUCAGAUCCUAAUGGACUUUGGCCUCACUGUGUUGAUCAAAUCUGAUAACCAGUUUCUGCCUUAGAGUCCUGAUGUUACAGGGCAGCUUGGUGUAUGCAAAACUCCAUGUACUUAAGGUGGUUCUAAUCUGUAUGUGUAAGGGAAGGUAUCUUACUCAAAAUGAGGCAUUAAUGUUGUUAACAUAAUUAUUGCAAUUAAAUUAUUUUAAAUUGAA